This is a messenger RNA of Postia placenta MAD-698-R-SB12, 669 nucleotides long. RefSeq lists its product as hypothetical. The transcript is spliced from 5 exons. NCBI's taxonomy places the organism in Eukaryota, Fungi, Basidiomycota, Agaricomycetes, Polyporales, Adustoporiaceae. The record is from RefSeq and is a predicted model, not a curated record. The coding region runs from base 1 to 669 and encodes 222 amino acids.
AUGAGUUGUUUGUUAUUUUUGUAUCGUUUUCUCUUAGAAGCUUAUGGCGUUGAUCAAAUAAAGGUCAUAAUUUCUUUAAUAUGGGGCCAUGAUAACAGGGCCAUAUAUGUCGACAGGCCUAUCCGCAUUGUUUCAAUAUGCUUUAAGCGCGAGACUGGAACCGUCCAUUUUAGGAUGGGGUGCAAAGCCGUUCGACCGGCGUUCAACCUGCCGGCAGUCAAACUCAAUUCAUUUUGCUUGAAAUCGCCCGAGAUGAACGGCUCAGUUAGUUCGAGAUUUGAUCCCGCUUACUUCCUCACCCCGGACCCGCCGUCCUUUCCGGCUGCCUCCACAGCGAACAUAAUGCAGGGCAACAUGUGCUCCUGGAACGGAACAUGCGGCCACAAUAUUUCGAUCCUCCCCCCCGGACCUGGUCUCAUUAUGCAGCAUCUCCGCGAGCAUCACUCCGAAAUUUUACCCCUUGCCACCGGGGACCGCAGAGACUGUCGUUGGUGCAUGGCCGACGGCAGUCUAUGCGGAAAGCAGAUUAUUAGCAGGGACUUCGGAAAACACAUUGCGACUGUCCAUCUGAAGUCCUCUGCCAAGAUCUGCGCCCGAUGUUCUCGCAUCUUCUCCCGAGGCGACUCUCUUCGGAGGCACUUGAAGAAGUGCGGUGGCAAGCAUACUUGA